AGUAGGGAUCAACUGUGCGUUAGAUGAACUUGAAGUAAUUAACAUAGUAUUGUUUAAAUUAUGAAAAGCUUAUAGUUUUAGACUUUUAGUUAAAAUGAUUAAAAUAUUUCUAAUUAAACGUAAUAGAGCUAAAUAGUUUUUUUAAAUUAAAUUAAAUUAAAUUUUGUACAAUUUCAAUAUAUAAUUGUGAUUAUAGAUCAACAGAUCAACAUGAGAUGUAUUUAUAUCGUAUGGAUACUUUUUUUAAAAUUGGUGUGCUGUGAGUUAGAAGUCAGAAUUGCGGAUGGAAAUCUCAAAGGGAAAGUUCUACAGUCGCGAGAUGGACGGACUUAUUACUCCUAUACUGGUAUACCAUAUGCAAAACCACCAAUUGGAGAAUUAAGGUUUAAGGCACCACAACCAGUCGAACCUUGGAACGGCACAUUAGAUGCCUCAAGAGAAUCGAACAAAAUAUGUAUUCAAAUAAAUGUUGCAGAUAACGACGAAGAUUGUUUGUACUUAAACGUGUUCACUCCAAAAGUUGAUAAAAAGUUUUUACCAGUAAUGUUUUGGAUUCACGGUGGUAUGUUUUCCCUUGGCCAUGGAGGGCCUGGGAAUCAUGGACCUGAAUAUUUUAUGGACAAAGACGUGCUACUUGUUUCUAUAAAUUAUAGGCUCGGUGUAUUAGGGUUUCUUAGUACCGAGGAUGAUGUGAUACCUGGGAACUAUGGAAUGAAAGAUCAAGUAAUGGCUUUACGUUGGGUACAGAAAAACAUCAUUCAUUUCAACGGUGAUCCUAGUCAAGUGACAAUAUUUGGCGGAAGCGCAGGAGGCGCCAGUACAGGAUUUCAUAUGCUAUCACCAAUGAGUAAAGGUCUUUUUCAUAAAGUUAUACUUCAAAGUGGUAGUCCAGUUUGUAAAUGGGCGGUUUCGCCUAUCGGACUUCCUCGUAAACGCGCUCACGCGGUAGCACUUAUCGCCGGGUGUAAUUUCGAUACUUCCGAGGACAUAUUGCAAUGCUUGAGAAAACUUUCAGCCGACUAUAUUAUUGAUCUUCAAAACAGAUUAUAUGCAUGGCUUUCACAUCCGUGUAUACAGUUUAAUCCUGUCGUCGAAAAUUGUAAUUCUGGUCAAGAAGCAUUUCUCUGUCAUCAUCCUAUAUAUGAUUUUAAACAAGAGUCGUUUGUACCUGCUAUUUUUGGCCUGAAUUCAGCUGAAGGUGGUCUGUUUGUGGCUUCUCUGUACAACAGCACUUCUUUGAUGUACACCGAGUUGCAGACGUAUUUCAACCGUAUAUUGUCGAUUAUGCUAUUUUAUAACCAGUACACAAGACCGGAAGAUUUAGACGAAAUCGGAGAAAGAGUGUUGAAAGAAUAUUUUCCAUCAGGAAGAUUGGACGACAAUACACAUUCGAAUGCGGUUAACAUGAUAGGCGAUGGAUGUUUUGCUCACUGCAUAGUUGAUAUGGCAAAAAAAUUAUCGUCGCCAGUCUACAGUUAUUAUUACGAUUAUCAAAAUGAGUUUUCGUAUAACAAAUUAUUUGGCUCAUGCCAAAAAAGUCUAGGAGUCACUCACGUGGAUGAACUAAACAGUCUGUUUAAAAACAAUAAUUUAAACUCAAACGAUUUAAACGCGGACAAUCUCAAAGUUUCCAGACUAAUGGUCAAUAUUUGGUAUAGAUUUGUGACUUCUGAGACUCCUACUAUUGACGGGACAGAUACCGGGACUGAUUGGCCAAAAUUUACUUACGAUGAACAAUUUAGCGUUUUACACAUUGAUUCAGCGCAACCGAAAAUCAUACAAAAUCCAUUCGAUGAGAAAUAUAAAUUCUGGAACCAACUGCCUUACAGUUUUCGUCUAAAUCAAACGAUGUCAGGAAAAAUGGAAGACAUAAAAACUGAACUAUAGUUUUAUCGUAGUGUACAUUGAAAAUUGGAUAAUAUAUAAAUAUCGAGUGAAUAGGUAGUAGAGGUACCUGGUACAUAUUUAGGUACCUACUAAACACUUUUAAGUUAUGCACAUUCGUGGAUUCAUUUGACUCAUACCUAUAUCUAGGACAAUAAUACCUACAUAUUAUAAACUAUAAUAUAUUAGGAAAAAAAAUAUUAUGAUAUUAAUUAUAUUAUAAAUUAUAAUCUAGUCAUAAUUAUUAAAUUUAUAGGUAAUCUAAAGAUAUAAUAUUAUACAUUAAUUUGUAGUUUUUAUAGUUACAUAUUCAGUAAGAAUCCUCAUAUUGUCUUUCCUCAAGUCUAUACGUUUGGAAAACUAUAGGAAUCUAGGAAUUAGGAUUAAGUAGUGAUGUGAUCUGAGUGAAUACUUAUCGAUAUUCACACAAUUUAUUUAUUUAUUAUUGUUGGAUUAUCUAUUUUUAUGUUAUCAGAAUUUUAUACACUCAAUAAUAAAUUUUUUUUAUAAUAAAUGCCGUAAUAAUAGUAGUGUCGAACGUGUACAGAUCUAUUUAAUAUUUAAAUAAUUUGAGCACUAUUAUAAUAAUAGGUAAAUAUUUUAUUAUGAUAUUAUUUAUUGAACAGUAUAUUUUGAUACAUUCUACGGAAAAUGUCCAAGAUGUGUAAUAUUAUAAACCUACACUUUUUUAUUAUCUAGUUCGAGAUUAUUAAUCCAUCAAACAUGUUCUGACGGAAAUUUAUUAGGCUAGGAAGUGUAAAUUAUUUCACUAUAAUUUUAAUUAAUGAGGCUUUGUCGGACAAAGUUUUUCCUUAGUAAUUAUGAGAAUGUUAUACACCAUGAUUAGAAGCAGACGUGGGUAGGUAGGUGUUUAAACUUUCGAGAACAUAAUAAAUAUAUUAUUAUGUGUGAUAUGGUUAUGAAUUAUGAUGGGAAACUACUUCAAUAUUUUAUAUAAAUUGAAAUAAAAACCGAAACCAAUAGUAUAAAAUUAAUAUAUUGUGUAAAAAAUAUAUUAUUCACGGUCAGAGCUAUACAUUUAUUGAGAAACGUACGACUGAUUUAGAUUUAAAAUGUUAAUUUUAUAUUAAUUAGAUACGUACCUACCUAAUUUUUUGAAGGUAUACUUGUUAAGAGACUUAAUAAGAUACUUUUAUGUACCCGACCGGGGAGCGCUGCUGAGUGCCUGCCCACUAAUGUUAAAUUCUCCUGUCACUUACCAUUAAAUUAUCAAAUUUGCUUAUUGUACUUAACGUUGUAUGGACUGUAAAUAUUUCAAAUAUAAAAUAAAUAAUUAAAAAAAAAAAACUUUGAUAACAUAGUAUUUUUACUGUGUUUGUACAAUGGCUUUUUUUAAAAAUAUUAAAAUUCUUAUACCAGUUAAAUGAUAAUGAGAAAUAUUAGAAUCUAAAAGUGGUCUUAUCUUGAUUUAGAAUUUAAAUAUCGUAUAUACUGUUAAUUGUAUAGCUGAUAAUGUUGUUAAAUGAAAAUUUGAUAAUAGGUCUAAGGUCGAUUGUGAGUUGAUUUUUGUUUCUAAUAAUCAAGGUAACAAGUAUAACAACACAAUUUUCUAUGUUGUGCAUAAGCCAAAGAGAGAAAACAAAAAAUAGUACGCUGAAAUCCUCCAAUAAGAAAUACAUUAAAGUUACCUGUAGUUGAUGAAUAGUUAGACAUUAAGAUAAGACAUGUUAUUAAUAUUGUUGGACGUCUACUGCCUAAUCAUCAAUACAUAUAGUCAUUUCAAUUGGCAUAAUAAUAUGGCAAAUUGGUACACUUUAAAUAUCGCUGAUAACCAACAUUCAUUUGUCCGACAAAACAUGUGUUGGAUUUUAGGUUUUGAAGCAUUAUUUCUGUCUUUAAUAGUGCGGCAGUCUAGUUUGUUAUUUCUGUAGAAACUGUGUGUUAUUCAAUUAAUGUAAUUUUAUACUUACGACGUCAAAUAGCUUAUGAAUUUGGUGUUUUAUUUGAUUAUUUAUUGUAAUGAGUGAAAUCGGUGAAACACUUUAUCCUCCGAAUUUAGACUUUACACUGAAUUUAUUUUGAGGUAUAAAUAAAAUAAUGUUUAUGAAAAUAUAUAAGCAAUAUUAUUAUGUCAAUUAUGUAACGGCAAAAAAUGUAUGGUAUCUGGUACACUGAAAUCUACAUAUAAUUUCAGAACACGCAUAAAGGUAAU
Molecule: messenger RNA, 4057 nt
Organism: Acyrthosiphon pisum (pea aphid)
Lineage: Eukaryota; Metazoa; Arthropoda; Insecta; Hemiptera; Aphididae
Product: venom carboxylesterase-6
Exons: 8
Coding region: 211-1887 (558 amino acids)
Source: RefSeq, a predicted model, not a curated record